Messenger RNA from Nothoprocta perdicaria, 1840 nucleotides. RefSeq names its product cyclin J like (gene CCNJL). Gene Ontology annotation, biological process: regulation of cyclin-dependent protein serine/threonine kinase activity; mitotic cell cycle phase transition. Bases 122 to 1210 code for a protein of 362 amino acids. The transcript is spliced from 6 exons. Gene Ontology annotation, molecular function: cyclin-dependent protein serine/threonine kinase regulator activity. Gene Ontology annotation, cellular component: nucleus; cytoplasm; cyclin-dependent protein kinase holoenzyme complex. The record is from RefSeq and is a predicted model, not a curated record. NCBI's taxonomy places the organism in Eukaryota, Metazoa, Chordata, Aves, Tinamiformes, Tinamidae.
CCAGGAGAAGCUUUGCUUCUUGCUGGUUUUGCUGUGAUUGCUGCUAGGACUAGUUUCCACUGCUUUCUUCCUUAGCUGAGCCUCUUCCUCUCAGGUUAUCAUACUUGAGCUAAAGCUGCCUAUGUACAAGGCCCGUUCACCGCAGAUCGGGAUGCGCCGGUACUUCAUUGAUCUCCUGGCUGUCCUCAGCAGCCGCUGCGAUCUGUGUCCUACGGCACGACAUCUUGCUGUCUACUUACUGGACCUCUUUAUGGACCGCUAUGAUAUCACUGUCAAGCAACUGUAUGUCAUUUCGAUGGCCUGUCUUCUCCUGGCAAGCAAAUUUGAAGAAAAAGAAGAUCGAGUUCCAAAGCUGGAGCAGUUGAACAGCCUGGUGUAUAUGUACAGCAUGAACGUGAUAUUGAACAAGAAAGAUUUACUCAGAAUGGAACUGUUGCUUUUGGAUAACUUUAACUGGAACCUCUGCCUGCCCACGCCAGCACACUACAUCGACUACUACCUCUUUGCUUCCAUUGGCGAGAAUGACCUUCACAAUGGCUGGCCCAUCACCUCCUCGACCAAAGUCAAACCCUUCUUGSAGAAAUACGCAUAUUACUUUCUUGAUUUCUCAGUGCAAGAUCACACUUUCCUUCUUUUUCGUCCAUCAUUGAUUGCUGCAGCUUGUGUGUGCRCUUCACGUAUCUGUAUGCAGAUUUCUCCUGCCUGGACAAAACAGCUUGAAUUGCUAACAUCUUACUCCUGGGAGCAUCUUGCCCAGUGCAUUGAGAUGAUGCUUAUAUAUUACGAGAACRAUAUCAAAGAAGCCAAUAACAUAAAAAAGCAAGUAACAAUACAUCAACAGCAAGUAAYGGAAAAUCUGAGCCCUCAAACCACUACCCAAGUCCUGUUUCAGCAAUCCAGCUAUCACCCUUUAGCCCGACAUACAGCUGCUCUCUCCCAGUUUCAGCCACCGGUGCAAGAUUUGUGCUCUGCUUAUCGCGACUCCUUGCAGGCACCGAGGCCCAGCCGGCCGCUCGCUGGGAGCUCUCUGGGCUCUUACACUGCCCUUCAGGCUGGUGUCCAGCCACCCGCCCAGGGCCUGCCCGUGCCGGCACCUGCUGCCACCCUGGUGGCCUUGGGGACAGGGCCCGGACGCUGCCUCUCCACGGCUUAUGGCAGCAGCUACUUCAGUGGUCAUCACGCAUGUGCAGCUGGGUGUUUUGAUGGUUAGGUGUUGAUCGUGGGGAAGAAAAGGUACCAUCAAGAUGCUAACAACCCAGUAUGUGAGCCAAGAUAUUUAUCUGAGUGAAAAUCAUGAARGAACAGAAUCCUUACAGCUUGCUCAUUCACGGGAUGUUGAGCUGGAUCCAUUGAUCGCUGAAAAGUGACUUUCAAAGUGACAUUGAAAAUCUAUGGAAAUUACUUCCUGCUGGUCUGCUGCUGGUGACUUGUCAGAGCUUGCUGAAAGCCUGUGCUUGUCGGACGUGUAGCUGUUCUUGGAAGACACGCAGUGCUCUUGCUCUUUCCCAAGGACACCUCUCCGGAACCGUGGCAGCUCAUACUACUGGAAGCUUCAGCUAAAAACGUACUGAAAAAGGAUGUUGCUUAUACUAAUGCUCACACUGGUAUUCUCUGCAGAAAUCAAUGUGUAGAAUGCUUUGUUUUCUUURAGCAGGAGUGAUAGUUUUAGGAGCAAGACUUGAAAACAAAGGGAGAAAAGAAAAACAGACCAGAGGACUCCUGAAAUCAUUCUUGCCUUAAAACUCACUUGGAAUCUAGAUGUGCUGCUGUUGAACAGACCAUUGCUCUGCCUUCACUUGUUAAAGAAAAUUCAAUCUUAAAUCAGCAUUUAGGUCUACAA